Symbiodinium sp. CCMP2592 is the source of this 3639-nucleotide messenger RNA. The record is from the annotation of a GenBank genome assembly. Lineage: Eukaryota; Dinophyceae; Suessiales; Symbiodiniaceae.
AUGAGCAUGAAUAUUGGUGGAUUCACACAGGAACUGUUUGACACUUUUGUGGAAUGGUUGGAUUCCCGAUGUACAAUGGAUCUGGUGAUAGUACAAGAGACACAUUGGGGACUGGGGAAGGAAGAAAAACGAUGGAUGCUGCCGAACUGGCUAGUCAUAUCUGCUCCGGAUCCUUCAAACCGCUACAGCGCGAGACUCGCCCCGGAACGAGUCAGUCACGUGGUCUGGAUGCCUGGACGGCUUCUGCAUCUCCGAUACACCUCCAUGCAGGCCACGCUGGACAUUGUGGCUGCAUAUCAGUAUGUCUGGAAAGGUCGUGAUGAUGCUCGGGUCCAGCAGCUUCGACAUGCAUUCUGGACCAAACUGGGCCUCCUGCUGCAAGGCAUACCCUCGAGGAAUGUUCUGGUGAUGGGAGCGGACCUGAACUCCACAUGUAGGCCACUGGCCAGCUUGAAUGGGCGAGGGAUAUUGAAAGCUGCUAGGAGUCCGGAUAUGGAGCUGGAAACUCUGCAGAAGGCCAACCGACUGGCUACUCUGAACACGUGGGGCCGUGCAACGCCCAGCAAGUCCAGGACGUUCGAGAAUGGGCAUAUCCUUGCACAGGCACUCACCCAUGCUGGUCUGUCCGAGGCCCUGACACAUGCAAUUCUCGGGCUGCAUGAACAGUGUCAGUAUGAAGUGCAGCACGAGGAAUUCUCCGGCACAUUCAGUAUGCUAAAAGGCGUCAGACAAGGCUGUUCCCUGGCGCCUCUUUUGUUUGCCGUGUUUAGCUGCUGGUUAUUCGAUCAGAUCGCACUCACGACGGAACCGGAGUGGGCGGCCAAGCUACUGACGCUGUUUGCUGAUGACAGCCAUCUCUCGUUUGAGAUAUCCAGCAUGGCAGAUCUGGAAAGUGCACAGCGAGCGGCAGUGCCGCUCGCAAGUGGAUCCAGCGCCAUCAAUGUCAAGGUAGCCUCUGAGCGGGAGGAGUCGGGAGGAACACAGGUCCCCCCUCCUCAUGAGAACCCUCCACCCGUGCCGGAAGUGGAAAUGAUCCUACACAUGACCAUGGCAGUGGACGAGGGCUCCGACAUGAGGGCCUCCAGCGCUCAGGAGCAGCUGCUGACGGAGGGCCGACCGCCCAAGUGGUCCCGGCCCAACGGGGGGAAGGGAGCUGAUGGAUGGUCGGAAUGGCGAGCUCAAAAGAGACAGUGGGAGAAGUCGUCCCACUCAGGGGACAAUCGGACCCAGACGGCGGCGAACGAUCCGAAGCUUCAGCACCUGGUCACCACCCUGACACGGGCGGUGCUCCGCCACGAAGCGGACCUGUCCUUGUAUCGAGCAGAUACAAGUUAUGUGAUCUUCGUCGAUACGGGUUCACACUCGUGCCUGCAGCAGCUCAAGGAGGCCGGCGAUCGCUGGCAGGAGAUGUUCACCAAAGGGACGGUGGACAGACCCUCAAGCAGGCUCCACACCGACGAGGACAAGCUGGAGUGCUGCAAGCAAGCGGGGUGGCUGAUGGAUGGACGCACAGCUCUGGACCCGGCGUGGCGUUACCACGUUUGGGACCCGGCUCAGAAGUGCGAGGUCCCAGGGCCGACGGAUCCCCGGUCCCAGAGCGAGAUCCUCAGGGAUCUGGAAACCCUGCAAGUUCGUCUGAUGGAAGAUGGGGUCCUGCUACGCUUUCGGGCCACGAAGGACAUGGAUACCCAGGAUGCGCCGGUCAUCCCUUUCAUGGCGGCGAUCAGUCUGCGAACCCAGGGAGCACAGGAGGCCCACUUCAUCCUCUCCCGACUGGUCGGAUGCGCAUGCUGCAAGCUUGCGGGCUUUCGAAUCAAACCGGAACGGGGACAGCGCUCGCAAAUGAGCCGCCAGCUGGAGCAGGCUUACCUGGCGGUGGACUUCUGCGAGUGGGGCAAUCGGGACCAGAAGCUCGGCGCGCAGGGAACCCUGAAUGUGCUAGAAUGUUGUGCUUUUCGAGCAGUGUUUCGCACGUGGCGGGAGCUUCGUAGACAGCAUGACGCAGGUGAAUUUUGGGCGCAGCUUUGUGCAGCGCUACAGCCCUCACAUUUUGCAGGCCAGUGGCAAGCGCGACUUAGUGAGCCUCUUUCUGUUACGGACAAUGGUUCCUUGCACAUGCCGAUUCUUCUUGAUCCCAUCCGUAGCUCGCUGCAGUGCAUGAUUCAAGCAUGGCAGACACAAUAUGCGGUACAUGGCCUAUGCGAGCCCACUCCCAUGGUGUGCCUGCAGAUCUGUAGGUAUAAACCGGAUCAGAGAAAGGAUAAGACAUCGGUGUUGAUUCGGCCAGGUGCGCAGCUUCGCCUGCCUUGCUUUGAUGCUGCAGAAGUCGGCACCGAAGUCCAGACCUACCGGGUGGGGUUUGUGGUUUUUCACUUAGGGGAAACUGUUAGAUCUGGUCACUAUCAGGUUGCCCUUAGCGUACCGCCCACUGCUCCGACCUCUCAGGAUUGGAGUUUUCAAAUGUGUGAUGAUCAUAGAACUCCCAAACCUGCCACGAAGCGUGAUGUACGUACACUGCAGACAAACGCAUACCAGAGAUGCAGGGAGAGCACUCCUGUGAUACGAGUUGAGUGCCUCUCCGGUGUCUCCUCGUCUCUCCGAAGAGACAAGGCGAGGAAGCACGUUCUGCUCUGUCCUCAGUGGCUGCACGUGAUGCCUUGCAAGUUGCCGCUGUGCCUCAGUCAAUCUGUGAAAGGUUGGCUCAACAUGCAGCCCGGGUGCAUAGAAAUAGUCCCAGUGCCAGAUGAUGUGUAUGAGGAUAUGCUUAUGUCGCAUCUGCUGCUCCAGUCAGUCUGCAAUCUGUAUGUGUGGGAGACAGGCAACCCACCGCCAGCUCAACUAGGCCUGCUGGCAUGGAAUGAUUUGCUAUUAUGGGCGCAGCAUCGCCUUGGUGGUGCGUCGGUAGCUGCACUCCAUCAGUAUGCGGACUUAUUGGAUGUACAGUACUGUGGGCGGGCACACUCGGCGCUUCCACACCCGUCCUGGGAAGACUUCAGGAAAUCCAGCAAAGCUGAGCGACUGGCGCAGCACCUGCUUGAAUCCGGGGCCGGGACACUGUGGCAUUCGGCGCGGCUAGUGGCAAGACUCCUGGAACUGGAAUUGCCGCGACAGGCUUACGGGAUACAGCGUCUUUGCCGACAAACGCUCACGCAUGCGAACACUGCGAGAAUCCUCAAUGCUUUGGUACUGCGGGUCUGCCCAUGGCAUAAAUGGAGCACGGUUGCUCUGCUCUAUAAUCUUCAGACGCCGGUACAUCUGGAUGCACAGAAUGGUCCGGAGCCGAGCCUCUUGAUGGCCCUCUCUCUUCAUGAGGGAGGAGAGGUCUGGAUAGAGGAUGAGACCGGCAGUGAAUACCACGAGCAUCUGAAUGGCUGGCUGCGCGGCAGACGGUUCUCAUUGCAAAUGCAAGCAGUCCGAUUUCAGGCCCACAGACGGCCUCAUUUCACAUGUGCUUGGACAGGCAUGGAACGCUUGGUGCUGACAGCCUACACUGUGAAUAAGUGGGAAUCGGUGGCUGCUUCUCACCGAGCUAAGCUGGAGAACCUAGGGUUUGUUCUUCCUGCUGGGCGAGAAAUGCUACCUGUGCCUCCCUCGCUGGAUGGCUUGCCGACUGUUUUGCGUGAAGGCAUAGACCAGUAG